Molecule: messenger RNA, 3592 nt
Organism: Abrus precatorius (Indian licorice)
Lineage: Eukaryota; Viridiplantae; Streptophyta; Magnoliopsida; Fabales; Fabaceae
Product: phospholipase D alpha 1
Exons: 4
Coding region: 808-3234 (808 amino acids)
Biological process (GO): phosphatidylcholine metabolic process; phospholipid catabolic process
Cellular component (GO): plasma membrane
Molecular function (GO): D-type glycerophospholipase activity; calcium ion binding
Source: RefSeq, a predicted model, not a curated record
ACUGUCUAUAAGUUUAUUUUAAUGACAAUUGUUCAGUCAUAAAAAUAUUGUUUUGUGUUUUAAUGCAUUGAGAAUUUGAAAAAUUAGUCUCUAUUUGACAUUUUUAAACUCUUAACAUGUGUCGUAAAAAUUCUCUUUAAUGUUUUCCUUAGUUAAAUAUACUGCUACUGUUAAAAUAAUUAUAUUAUUUGUCCAACAACAUACUGUUGUUAUUUUAAUCAUAAUUAUUUUAAGUUUAAAUUAUUAUAUAUGCAAGUGGUCUACAUAAUAAUAAGAACUAAAAAAUUUAAUCGUGCAUUUAAUAUUUCAUAUUUAAUUUUUUUAUAGAUAUAUUGGUUUUGAUAAAUAGAAAAAUGGAAGACGUAGACAACUUUUUUUCAUUUAUUUUAUUAGGAAUUACUGAAUAAGUAAAUGUAUUAAAUUAAUUGAAAAAAUAUAUACGGAAAUCUUUGUAAUAUUAAUCAUGGUUAAUUGAAAACUAAUUGAUUUGAAUAAUUAUCUUAAGUAAUCAUUUGUUUUUAAAUUAAAUUGUAUUAAAUUUAUAAUUAAAAACAAAACAUCAACAGGAAUGGAAGAAGUCAAGUGAAGGAGAUGAUUAUGCAUUCCCACAGACACGAAGAGAUUAGAUUGCAAUAUAUAUAAAAAUUAUUAUGUAAUAAUAAAGUUGAAAAAUAUGCAUGUUCUUUCUUCCUUUGUUAAAAGCUGAGACACACUUACUCCUCCAUUGUUACUGCACCUUUCUCGGAUCUCUCUCACACCCUUUCCCUCCUUUCUUCCUCUUCAACGUUUUCCCUGCCCAAGUGAGACAUGGCGCAAAUUCUGCUUCAUGGAACUCUUCAUGCCACCAUCUAUGAGGUUGAUAAGCUCAAUGCUGGUGGUGGUGGCAAUUUUUUGAGCAAGCUCAAGCAAAACAUUGAGGAGACUGUUGGUAUUGGAAAGGGAGUUACUAAACUCUAUGCAACCAUUGAUCUGGAGAAGGCAAGAGUGGGAAGGACUAGAAUUAUAGAAAAUGAACAUACUAAUCCCAGAUGGUAUGAGUCUUUUCAUAUUUAUUGUGGCCAUAUGGCUUCGAAUAUUGUAUUCACUGUGAAAGAUGAUAAUCCUAUUGGGGCAACUUUAAUUGGAAGAGCAUAUGUGCCUGUUUCGGAGGUCUUGGAUGGUGAGGAAAUAGAUAGGUGGGUUGAAAUCUUGGAUGAGGAUAAAAAUCCAAUACGCGAAGGUUCAAAAAUCCAUGUGAAGCUGCAAUAUUUUGAUGUCACAAAAGACCGUAACUGGGCUCAAGGCAUUAAAAGUGCUAAAUUCCCUGGUGUUCCCUAUACUUUCUUCUCACAGAGGAAAGGAUGUAAGGUGUCUCUAUACCAAGAUGCUCAUGUGCCAGAUAAUUUUGUCCCUAAAAUACCUCUUGCUGGAGGAAAGACUUAUGAGCCUCAUAGGUGUUGGGAGGAUAUUUUUGAUGCAAUAACGAAUGCAAAACACUUGAUAUACAUUACUGGUUGGUCUGUUUAUACUGAAAUUUCAUUGGUAAGGGAUUCUAGAAGGCCUAAGGCUGGGGGGGACGCAACACUUGGUGAGCUUCUUAAGAAAAAAGCAAAUGAAGGUGUUAGGGUAUUGAUGCUUGUUUGGGAUGAUAGAACAUCAGUUGGUUUGUUGAAAAAAGAUGGAUUGAUGGCUACUCAUGAUGAAGAAACCGUGCAGUUCUUCAAUGGCACCGAGGUGCACUGUGUUUUAUGCCCCCGCAAUCCUGAUGAUGGUGGCAGCAUUGUUCAGGAUUUACAAAUUUCUGCCAUGUUUACUCAUCACCAGAAGAUUGUGGUGGUUGACAGUGAAUUGCCUAAUGGAGGGUCAAAUAAGCGAAGAAUUGUGAGCUUUGUUGGGGGUAUUGACCUUUGUGAUGGAAGAUAUGACACUGCUUUCCACUCACUUUUCAGAACCCUAGACACGGCACACCAUGAUGAUUUUCAUCAGCCUAACUUUCCUGGUGCUGCAAUCACAAAAGGUGGUCCCAGGGAACCUUGGCAUGACAUCCACUCCCGACUCGAGGGACCCAUAGCUUGGGAUGUUUUGUUUAACUUUGAGCAGAGAUGGAGGAAGCAAGGUGGGAAGGACCUACUUGUUCCACUGAGAGAGCUUGAAGAUGACAUCAUUCCUCCAUCCCCAGUAAUGUUUCCUGAAGAUCAUGAGACAUGGAAUGUUCAGUUAUUUAGAUCAAUUGAUGGGGGGGCUGCUUUUGGGUUCCCAGAGACUCCUGAAGAUGCUGCCAAAGCUGGACUUGUUAGUGGGAAGGAUAAUAUCAUAGAUCGUAGCAUUCAAGAUGCUUAUAUUCAUGCUAUUCGACGUGCAAAGAAUUUCAUCUAUAUUGAAAAUCAGUAUUUCCUUGGCAGCUGUUUUGCAUGGAGUGCCGAUGGAAUUAAGCCUGAAGAUAUCGGCGCCUUGCAUCUAAUCCCGAAGGAACUAUCACUUAAGAUUGUAAGUAAGAUUGAAGCUGGGGAAAGGUUUGCCGUGUAUGUUGUGGUCCCAAUGUGGCCAGAGGGUGUCCCAGAAAGUGCAUCAGUUCAGGCAAUAUUGGACUGGCAGAAGAGAACAAUGGAGAUGAUGUACAAGGACGUUAUUCAAGCACUCAGGGCCAAGGGAAUUGAGGAAGAUCCUCGGAACUAUUUAACUUUCUUCUGCCUUGGCAAUCGCGAGGUGAAGAAACAGGGAGAAUAUGAGCCUUCUGAACAACCAGAACCUGAUUCAGAUUAUAUGAGAGCCCAAGAGGCUCGACGUUUCAUGAUUUAUGUCCACACCAAGAUGAUGAUAGUUGAUGAUGAAUACAUAAUCAUUGGAUCUGCCAACAUCAACCAGAGGUCCAUGGAUGGUGCUAGGGACUCUGAGAUUGCCAUGGGCGCUUAUCAGCCCUAUCAUUUGGCUACCAGGCAGCCGGCACGGGGUCAAAUCCAUGGCUUCCGCAUGUCAUUGUGGUAUGAGCACCUCGGCAUGCUUCACGACUCCUUCAACCGGCCGGAAAGUGACGAAUGCAUUAGUAAGGUGAACCAGAUUGCUGAUAAAUAUUGGGAUCUCUAUUCUAGUGAGACACUUGAACAUGACCUUCCCGGUCACCUGCUCCGAUAUCCUAUCGGAGUUGCCAGUGAAGGUGAUGUCACAGAGCUGCCAGGAUUUGAGUUCUUCCCUGACACCAAGGCGCGCAUUCUUGGUGGCAAAGCUGACUACCUCCCCCCUAUCCUCACUACCUAGUUUGAUUUUGUACUCUGUUAUAAAACUCUGAUUGCUUACAUCGUAAUUAAUCUGUGUUUUCAUCACUGCAUAGUAAUAAUCUUGAUAUAGUACGUGAUGCCUGGUGGAGAAGUUUUUGUUUUUCUGAAGAUGUCUAUGACAGGUUUUAGUUAUCCGAUGUUGUUGCCUGCUAUGACUUUGACUGGUUUCUAAUUAGCGUUUCCUUUCUCCCACAAUGUCUUUGUUGUUUUUCUACCUGUUUUCUGGUUUAAAUUAUUCUCACCAAGCUUGUCCCCGUUUUCCUUUAGAAUGAUUUGGGUAGUGAAAGCAAUCGAUAUAAACGCAAAUUCAACAAGUAUGGCAUAAAUUUUAUCUUAUU